GGCUUGAAGAUCUUGUAUUGAGCGAUGAAGAGAAAAAGAGAGGAAUUGGAAUCUUAUAGUUUUUCGAUCACGAGCAAAUUGUUAAAAUGGAAAGAGCAGUGCCCAUCUCUAAGAAAGCCAGAGUACGAGCACACACCCGCGAGGGAGGCGCACUCACGACACGGUCGUCUUGGUCACCAUAAGGGUCUUAUUAAUGCUAUCGUCACUUGCAACCAGAAUCUCAUUAGAAUUCGCAACCCUGUUCGGUUUGCUUUGCGCCGUUUCCGAAACUGCCGACUACGGCUCGCUCGUCGACAUGUUGCGCGAUAGCAUCGGCUACGAGCUGGUCAUGUGGUCGCCAUCCAUAGACGAAACGAAGUAUCUGGAUAGCAUCCUACGUUUCGACGACCAAGACGUCGCUGCGGAGUUCGGACGAGAACACCGCCGAGGACAGCCUGGCAAAGAUGCCGCCAACUCCCUCUCAUCAUCCUGGGGCCUCUUACUGACGCUCUUCCGCACUCUCUUCUCGACCUUCUUCGGGAGCCUCUUCUGGAAGGGCCGGUUUAGUAACAUGUUUUGCGGGUACGUGCCGGGUCAUGUUUGGGGUUACGCUGCUUGGGAUGCAUCGCAUCGAGGCUGCGCGUGUCCGGCGUGGUCGGGUUUAUGCAACCCGAGAAUGAUUUCUAUUUCUUGGGGGUGGUGACCGAGGGUUGUGGCUUCAGGGGCCCGUGGCAACAUGGUAUCUAUCUACACCCUUAAUAGUUCCAACUAAUCCAAU
Molecule: messenger RNA, 757 nt
Organism: Lasiosphaeria miniovina
Lineage: Eukaryota; Fungi; Ascomycota; Sordariomycetes; Sordariales; Lasiosphaeriaceae
Exons: 1
Coding region: 194-682 (162 amino acids)
Source: RefSeq, a predicted model, not a curated record